Messenger RNA from Thyridium curvatum, 1653 nucleotides. RefSeq lists its product as uncharacterized. Gene Ontology annotation, biological process: mRNA cis splicing, via spliceosome. Gene Ontology annotation, molecular function: protein binding. The transcript has a single exon. Gene Ontology annotation, cellular component: spliceosomal complex; cytoplasm. The record is from RefSeq and is a predicted model, not a curated record. The coding region runs from base 1 to 1653 and encodes 550 amino acids. NCBI's taxonomy places the organism in Eukaryota, Fungi, Ascomycota, Sordariomycetes, Thyridiales, Thyridiaceae.
AUGGACCCCGGGCGCAAGGCUAUGAUCGCGGGCAUGCGAUCCCCGACCCGCCGCGACAGAGACGUCACCGGGCCCCGCCGCGACCCAAACAGCCGCAUCACCAAGCCCUCUUCCGCCCGCGCGACACCCCCCGCGGCCGUCGCCGCCGCCGCCGCCGCCUCGGCCAACAGGCCCUCGAGCAACCCCAAGUACCUGACGGCCGACGAGCAGUCGCAAAAGUUCGUCGCCGACGAGGACAAGUUCGUGCUCAAGCAGGCCAAGAAGAAGGCCGACAUCCGCGUGCGGGAAGGGCGGGCCAAGCCCAUCGACUACCUCGCCUUUGCGCUGCGCUUCGUCGACACCGACCGCGACGUGUUUGACGACGACGAAGACGAUGUCGAGAUCGAGGUGCCGCCGCCGGAGAAGGUGCUCGAGGGCCUCGGGGAGGAGCAGCUGAAGGAGCUCGAUGGGGAUAUCUCGUCGUACAAGACGCUCGAGGCCAACGAGCGCAACCGCGAGUACUGGAAGGCGCUGCUGGCGCUGUGCGAUGACAGGAGGGCGAACCUGAAGGGACAAGGUCCGGAGGGCAGGGCGGUCAGCUCGGUGGCGGCGGACAUCGACAAGAUCCUCGAGCCCAAGACGUUUGAGCAGCUCGAGGCGCUGGAGAAGCAGAUCCGGGCCAAGCUGCGGUCCAACGAGCCGAUUGAUACAGACUACUGGGAGUCGCUGCUGCAGAGACUGCUGGUGUGGAAGGCCAAGGCCAAGCUGAAGAAGGUGUGCAAGGAGAUCAAGGCGGCGCGUAUAGAGCUGCUCAAGGAGUCGAACCCGGCCAAGGCAAAGCUUCUGGAAGAACAGGAUGCCGCCUUUGUUGCCACUCGAGGGUCUGUGGCCGUAUCUGGCACCUCCUCGAAGAACAGGGCGACAACGUUUUCCGCUGCUGCCGCCAGCAACGCUGCUGCUGCUGCUGCGCCCCCUCCGGGCACGGAACGCUUUGCGCAGACGGGUCAGGAGGACUUCUCGCAGGCCACCAAGGCCCUCUACGAGCGCGAGGUCGCCCGCGGCAUAGGCGAGGACGAGGAGAUCUUCAUGGCGGAGGAGGCGGUGGCUGGCGGCGGUGCCAGGCCUCAGUGGGCAGACAAGUACCGGCCGCGCAAGCCGCGCUACUUCAACCGGGUGCAGAUGGGCUACGAGUGGAACAAGUACAACCAGACGCACUACGACCACGACAACCCGCCGCCCAAGGUCGUGCAGGGCUACAAGUUCAACAUCUUCUACCCUGACCUCAUCGACAAGACCAAGGCGCCGACGUACAAGAUUGUGCGCGAGGGGGGCAGGCGUCGGGGUGAGUCGUUUGCCCCCGCGGGCGAGGAGGAUACGUGCCUGAUCCGGUUCGUGGCGGGCCCGCCGUAUGAGGACAUUGCCUUUAGGAUCGUCGACCGGGAGUGGGAUUAUAGUGCCAAGAAGGAGAGGGGGUUCAAGAGCAGCUUCGACAAGGUGAGUUCCAGACACACACAAACUUUUUCCAGUGCGGGAUUUCUUUUCUUUCCUCGCAGAGAUUUGCUCCUGCACCUUCAACCGGUCAGCAAGCCACGAUGCCGGGUUCGCUGGCCAUGCCUCCGACGAGCAGGGGCCGUAGCCGACGCCAUCCGUGUUGAUCAGCCGCCCAGUUCUUGA